CACCACGCCCUUGAUCAUUACCUCGACUUCGUUCUUAAACUUGGUAGAUAUACGAAGGUCUUCUAUUAUCGUCUUCACAAAGAGACACGCUCAUUUACCCUCUCUUACUACAUAGGUAGCCUCGCAAAUUGGGCGAUAUUCGAGGUAGCCCUGCUAAUUCUUCACGCAACGCCUUCGUUAUUCUUUCAUAUCAAAACCCGCACGAUAUACACGGUUCACAAUGCAGUAGUUGUAUAGACCUACUAAAUACAAUGUCUGGUUCUUCUCCUGCACCUCGGAGAUCGCGUCAAUGGUCAAGUCCUGAUCGCCGCAGUAUUUCCAGCCUCCUCACCGAAAGUCGCAAUUCACCUCUAAGCCACCAAGAUGCUCUUGCUGCGGCACAAGCUGAACACGACCGCGUACGCGAGGCUGCUAUCAGGGUAUACCAGGACUAUGAGUCGCAACAAGAGCGGCGAAGGUUGUUAGAACAGCAAGAAAGGAUAUUGCAGCAGCAAAAACAGGAGGAAGAACGAAUUCGGACCGAAGAACGACUAAGAGCUGAGGAGAUACGAUUGAGAGAGCUGAAGCUGAAGACAGUCCCGAAACUACCGCCCGAGCCUCCGGCCCCCGUUACAGAAGUUAACGGAUCGGCUACUUCCCAGAACCCAACCCAACCUACCCUGGUGGGAGCAAAAUUAGAACAAACAUCAACUUCGAAGACGCCCCAAUUCGGCCUUCCGCAGCCAGCCUUGACAAAUGGGCUGAAUGGGCAUGCCAAUGGCACGAGCGGCACAAAACCCACGCAGCCAACAAUACAAUCAAUGCUAUCGCAGCCAUUAAGCCAACCAAACAUCACACCUCAAGCACAAGUACAGCCUUCAAGCAUACCAUCACCAUUUUCGCAACCGGUUAAGCCUACACCUACUCAACAAAAUGGCUUUCCCGCUGCUGCCCCCGCCAAACCCUCUGUCGGUGUUACCAAGGAUCGGUACAUCGAAAUACACCAGAAUCUGAAGAGGUUACGAGAGUCACUAUUACAACAGUCGAAGUCAAAUCCUGCUCUAAAACAACGGAUGGGAGAUAUGCGGCGAGAAUUGAGGAAGAAUAUGGGUCAGUUAGUUAGUACGAAGAGUGGAAAUAGGAAACAGAAUGAAGCUAUUCAAGCUCUCCUAAACGAAGCUAUCAGUGGUGCCGUGCCGAGCCAACUGGUCGACCCGUCCGAUUACAUUACAGAUAAGAGAGAACCAGUACAAGGUGCCUUACAUAACGAACCGCAGCUCCCUUCCUUAUUCCUCUAUCUACUCAACCACUUCUCCAAGGCCGUCAUUAACCAAUUCAUCAACGAAUGUGGUGCACAGCCCACAACGGCUGAUCCUAUCGGAGUCACGGUAGCGAUCAUCUUCUCGAAGGAUGUCUACUUGUGGCGUGGGAAGACACUAAUCGAUAUAUUAAUGGCAAAGUUCCGCGUGGUCUGUCCUGUCUUAUUCGGUUAUUAUGGGAACGAAAAGACGGAACAGGGUCGCCUCCGCCUAGGUUGGAAGAAGUCGCCGGCUGGAUAUAUCCCUGAGCAGCAACACAGCGAUCGGAUGAAAGGUCUGGGAGCAGGGUAUGCUGCGAUUGCGCUGAGGAACUUCGGAAAAACAAAGAGCAGCAAUCCGUGGCCUCCUACGAAUUAUUGGACUGCUAUGGCGAGGAUAGUAAACACGCCACCGGCCGAUAUCUCUGAGACGCAGUUUGUGGUUCUGAGAGCGAUGAUUGAAGCUAGUGAGGAGAAGUUCAUUCAAUUCUACGGGAAUGCAGGUAUAGCUGCAUUGAGGAAAGCCUUGGUCGAGUUCCCGAACAAAGCGGUAAACAAGACUCCAGGAGCUUCGGGAUUAGAAGUACUGGCACAAAUCUUGAAGAGGGACAUUGGAUUGGAGCUCUAAGCUCUUAGCACUCGGAUAUGGACAGCCUGGGUCUUUGUAUAGAAGGCAUUUGCCCGACUUUUCUACGGCGUUGGGGGAUACUAAUGCGUAAAGCGAAAUAGCAUUAGACGGAGUCUAGAACGGUUCAGAUAGGUACUGCGUCUUCUGGCGUCUUUGAAUAUACCCUAGCCGAGAUGGUCAAUAAGC
This is a messenger RNA of Annulohypoxylon maeteangense, 2090 nucleotides long. Its product is annotated as GLE1-domain-containing protein. The record is from RefSeq and is a predicted model, not a curated record. NCBI's taxonomy places the organism in Eukaryota, Fungi, Ascomycota, Sordariomycetes, Xylariales, Hypoxylaceae. The transcript is spliced from 2 exons. Gene Ontology annotation, biological process: regulation of translational termination; regulation of translational initiation; poly(A)+ mRNA export from nucleus. Gene Ontology annotation, molecular function: phospholipid binding; translation initiation factor binding; inositol hexakisphosphate binding. Bases 252 to 1904 code for a protein of 550 amino acids. Gene Ontology annotation, cellular component: nuclear pore cytoplasmic filaments; nuclear pore; cytoplasm.